Messenger RNA from Synchiropus splendidus (mandarinfish), 1285 nucleotides. It is a transcript of the gene syt15, whose product is annotated as synaptotagmin XV. Gene Ontology annotation, molecular function: calcium-dependent phospholipid binding; clathrin binding; calcium ion binding. NCBI's taxonomy places the organism in Eukaryota, Metazoa, Chordata, Actinopteri, Syngnathiformes, Callionymidae. The record is from RefSeq and is a predicted model, not a curated record. The transcript is spliced from 7 exons. Bases 17 to 1285 code for a protein of 422 amino acids. Gene Ontology annotation, biological process: cellular response to calcium ion; regulation of dopamine secretion; calcium-ion regulated exocytosis.
ACCUGGAUAUGCUGAGAUGUUGCUGUUAGCUGUGGGACUUGCGGCAGGUUCACUGCUUCUGGUGCUACUGGGUCUUCUGUUGUGUGCUUUGCGAAGGAGGAGGCAGCGGAGACAAUACGAGGAGUUAGUGCCGACCCUGACUUUGGGAACAGCUCGUCCAACUCCAGUCAUCAUGGUUUCUCAAGGAAUUUGGACUAAUCCCAGUGAAAUCCCAUUCACAUUACCACCACGUUUUGUACCACGAAAUCAUGAAGACUUGAAGUUGACGGAGAUCCAAGAGAAACAAAAGGAGGAGAAGGAGGUGGAGGAGGAGGAGAAGGCAAAGAUGGAGGAGAUAAAGAUGCCCACUCCAAGAGACAUACUCGCUCACCGGGGCUCACUUUCAGUCAGAAGUUGGUAUCCAGUUGGGACAGUUCUAGCUGGUCUCUACUCUGGUCAACCAGUAAGCGAGGUGGUAGCGCCACCACCUGGUAUGGCCACACGCCUCUGCUUCUCAGUAGAGUAUCGUCACAGCAGUGAGCAGCUCAUGGUGUCCUUGCUUCGUCUGGGGAACCUCCCUCCACGUUUCCACGGGAACAAGACUCUAGUUGAGCUCCGGCUUCUACCAGAUGACCGGCGCCCUCGCCAGGCCAAAGCCAGGGGAACUGGACCGGACCCAGAGUUCAACGACUGCUUUGUAUUCCAGGUUUCGGGUGUGAGUGUUUCUCAGAGCACGCUCAGUGUGUGUGUCCUGAGUGUCACACAAGAUUGCAAGCGCCAAGCUGUGGGCCGGGUUCUCUUUACUUUAGAAGGGGAGCUGGGUCAGGCUGGAAGGGUUCUCUGGAGAGACCUGGAGCCAGAGGACCACACACAGCAUUCAGAGCUGGGUGACGUCCUGGUGUCUCUAAGCUACAGUCCGUCACUACAGCGUCUGUCAGUGGUGGCUCUGAGAGCCCGCGGCCUGCAGCUGCUGUCAGACGCAGGUGUGUGUGUCCAGGUGAGCCUCCGGAUACACACUCAAGUUGUGAAGGUGAAGUGCAGUGGGGUGAUCAAGGCCGAUGCCGACCCGCACUUUAACCACAGGAUGACGUUUAAGCUGCGGGUCCAACACUUGGAUGAGGCCUGUCUGCGGUUUGAGCUGCAGCAGGUGAAUGAUGUCCGGACAGAUCCAGUCGUUCUACUGGGAGCCCUGGUUUUGGGGCCUUUCAUGUACGCCCGGGGUCUUCAGCUGCAGCACUGGAUGGACAUGAUCAACGCACCGCAGGAGUCGGUCAAAAUGUGGCAUGGACUCAGCAGAGCCACUUAG